Danio aesculapii is the source of this 1835-nucleotide messenger RNA. RefSeq names its product gasdermin Ea (gene gsdmea). The record is from RefSeq and is a predicted model, not a curated record. NCBI's taxonomy places the organism in Eukaryota, Metazoa, Chordata, Actinopteri, Cypriniformes, Danionidae. Gene Ontology annotation, cellular component: cytoplasm. Gene Ontology annotation, biological process: programmed cell death. Bases 183 to 1748 code for a protein of 521 amino acids. The transcript is spliced from 10 exons.
CGCUCAAGUGUGAGUGAACGUGCUGCGUUAUAGCACUUUAGUGACAGGCGAGGUACUGUGAGGAGCUGUAGUUAGGCUAUAUAUAUUGAAGCAUUUCUUCAUAAUCCACCGCUGUUUCUAUUCUUUUGGCUGCGCUUCUACAGCACGCGACCGAAGACGGAAUUUCUGACCAAAAGUAGAAGAUGUUUGAAACGGCAACAAAGAAGUUUGUCCGACACAUCGAUCCUUCGGGUGUUCUGAUUCCAGCAUCCAGCCUCAAUGACUCUAAAAACCUCCAACUGCUUGCAGUGGUACUGAAAAGCAAGAAAUGUUGGUUUUGGCAGCGAAUCAAAUACAGACCAACAGAAUUUACACUCAAUAACCUGCUGAAGGAGAAAAAAACACAGCUCAAACCAGAGUGUAAGAAGGAAGAGUUUGUAAAGUACAAUGAAACAAACAGAAAGGAUCUGGUUGGAUCUGCAGAGGUUGGAGGCCCUGAUGUUACCUUAAAUUUGAAUGGACGGAGCAUAUCAAAACUUUAUUUAUACCUCGGGACACUCCAGAAGGAAUAUUUGGAUAUUCCAAAACUUCUGAACGACACUAGAGGAAGAAAGCUGGACCUAAAACACUCUUUAAUCAAGCAGUCCAAAAGUAAGAACAAGACCUUUGCCAUCCUUAAAGAGCGAAUCUUCACCACCCGUAACUGCAAAAUUAUUUGGAACCAAGAGGAGAAAAGCGGAUGCCAUGCUGUGUUUACAGGGUGUUUGAAUAAGAUGUCCAUUGAAGGCAGUGGUAAACAACACCAUGGUUCUGAAACUAAAUUAGACAUUCCACCGGACACAGUAUUGGCUUACAGUGUCAUGGAAAUAAGCAUCGAUACAGAAGGUUGUUUCGAGUUGUGCCUUUUCCCAAGAGGAUUAGACACAGAUGAAACGUCUGAGAUUCCCUCUCCCGUUCCCUCUGAAGUGGAUGGUCAGUGUGCACUGAUGCAGAAAGGUUUCCCACUUCACACCCAGAAGAAAGCACUUUCAGAUGUACAGACACGCUUUUGUGCACUGUCUGACCUGUCUAUUGAUCUCCGUUCCUCCAUCUUGAUCCUGUUGAGAAAAAUUAUGCUGGACCGAACUAUCUUGUCAGCUUUGGCGGACACACUCGAAACCUUGAGCAGUGACGAAGCUCCAUGUUUCUUAACCAAAGAGCCAUCUCAAAAACAGAGCCAGAUUAUCAAUGAAUUUUUGCACUUACUUAAGUUGGAAUUACAUGAAAAUAAUCAACAUCCCACAUCGACAUUGUCCAUUUCUAAUGGAUGUCAGAAAUCAACAGCCAAUCACAGCCAUCCUGUCAUGGUGCCUGAUCAGAAUGGUUGUCACAGUGCCAAAUCCAAUCAGAAUGGAUGUUCAAAAGCAGCAAGCAAGCCAAACAUGGAUCUCAUAUAUGCCAUGCAAAUGCUUCUCUGCGCUCUUGAGGAACUGACGGAUGCAGGACUAAAACUGCUAGAACCCUUCUGCACUUCUGAACGUCUCAACUGUCUUCAGGAUUUAGUCAUUCAUCUGACUUUCAAUGUCACGCCACUCUGCAAGGACACAGUUCCUGUUUCGCUUCAAGAUGAGGAAGAAUUCCACAGAAUGGAGGAACUUUUUAAGUCUUGCAAUGUUUUACUAAAGAAAGAGAAUGACACGAUUACCUCAGAAAUGGCAUGUUGUGUGGGAUUCCUUCCUCUUGUACUCUGCAUUGCCAUUCAUGGCCUUGCAUCACUUAGCACUGCGUGAAAAGCGUCAGUACUUUGACUGAUAGCAUAAAUUGGGAUGCUACAGUUUUCUUAAUAACCUUAGAAAUGUAUACAGUAGCCUACAUGA